AUGGCUCUGAUAACAAUAUCCGGAUACCCAUGCUCGGGGAAAACUCGACGUGCAGAGAUGAUCAAAGUCUUCCUCGAAGAUCGUCUCAAAGACCCAUCCUACGCCGGUCCGGCGCUCAAGGUCGUCUCUAUCUCGGAUGAUACUCUAGGUCUGGACAGAAGCGCUUACGAUGACAGUCGGUCAGAGAAACCAGCCCGUGGCGCUCUCUUCACGGCGAUGCAGAGGCAGAUGGGUCAGGAUACGUUGUUGAUCGUGGAUGGGAUGAAUUACAUUAAAGGGUUUAGGUAUCAGAUGUAUUGUGCGGCGAGAGAGUUCAAGCUGAGGGUUUGCACUGUACAUGUCGUUGCGCCACCCGAAUCAUGUAAGAGAUGGAACGAGGAGAGACAGGAUGGGAAGGCGUAUAAGCCCGAAACUCUGGAGAAUCUGAUCCAACGAUACGAGGAACCGUCGUCUAUGGUCCGAUGGGACUCGCCCCUGAUUACUGUGUUGUGGGAGGACGAGGUUCCUACGGAUCAGAUAUGGAAGGCAGUCAUGGAGGGUAACGUGAAGCCUCCAAACGCUGGGACACAAGCUGUCGCCAAAGCCCCCAGCUCCGCCCUGCACACCCUCGAACAAACAACAACGGCCCUGCUCUCCCUCAUCAUCUCCUCCCCAUCUUCCGGCGGCCCCACUACUCUCACCCUUCCCAAUUCCGACAAGACACCCUCUAGGAUAACGAUAUCGAUGCCGCCACGGACGGUCACGCUAUCAGAGCUGCAGAGGCUGAAAAGACAGUUCGUCACGGUGCAUAAGAAGGCGAUCACGCUCGGGACGGUGGAGAAGGGGAGUGUGGAUUGGAGCGAGGAGAGUGUGGCGAGGAAGUUUGGGGUUUAUUUGGAGGAGAAUUUGAGGGGAUGA
Molecule: messenger RNA, 897 nt
Organism: Stereum hirsutum FP-91666 SS1
Lineage: Eukaryota; Fungi; Basidiomycota; Agaricomycetes; Russulales; Stereaceae
Product: chromatin associated protein KTI12
Exons: 5
Coding region: 1-897 (298 amino acids)
Source: RefSeq, a predicted model, not a curated record